Eimeria necatrix is the source of this 1659-nucleotide messenger RNA. RefSeq names its product peptide chain release factor 1, putative. Lineage: Eukaryota; Apicomplexa; Conoidasida; Eucoccidiorida; Eimeriidae. The coding region runs from base 1 to 1659 and encodes 552 amino acids. Gene Ontology annotation, biological process: translational termination. Gene Ontology annotation, molecular function: translation release factor activity. The record is from RefSeq and is a predicted model, not a curated record. The transcript is spliced from 6 exons.
AUGGGUGCUCGCAGCCCACUGGAUGUAGCGCCUUUGCUCUGCCCGUUACCUCCUUUCCCGCUGCUGCUGCAUUCGCUGCUGCUGCUGCUGCUGCUGCUGCUGCUGCUGCUGCAGCCUUCCGAGUCGCUGCAGCGCAGCAGCAAACCCUACCAGGGGCCCCCCAAUGCCCCCAGUUUCCUCUUUUUUUCAAAAGAUUCUUUUGGCCCUCUCCAGGCCCGCAGCAGCAGCAAAAGGGCUGCUGGGGGGCCCCCCGGGGGGCCCCUCUGGAGGCCCCAGGAAGCUCCUGUGGGGCCCCCUGGGGGGCCCCCUGGGGGGCCCCCUGGGGGCCCCCAAAGCAGCUCCCUGAGGCUCUUUCCAGCCCUUUCCACAAGCUCCGCGAAAACAGCAAGUGCAGCAGCAGCAGCAGCAGCAGCAGCAGCAGAAGCAGCAGCAGCAAAUGCACUUGCUGCUGUCCGCUGCCCCUCAGAUGGGUUCUCCUAUUUGCUGCCUGUCCUACAAGACAUUGCCAAAGCUGUAGGGUCCCCCUCAAGGGGCCCCCCAGGGGGCCCCCCUGGGGGCCCCUCUGGGGGCCCCCCCCGGGGCCCCCUUGGGGGCCCCUGUGGGGCCCCUUCUGGGGGCCCCCAGGGUUUGUCUAAUGCUGGGGGGCCCCCUGGAGGCGGCGCGCUGGAGAGGCCCCCAGGGGGCCCCCUUGGGGGCCCCCCGGGGGGCCCCCAGGGGGGGCCCCCUGGGGGGCCCCCUGGGGGGCCCCAGGAGGGGCCCCCUGGGGGGCCCCCGGGGGGGCCCCCGGGGGGGCCCCUGGGGGGCCCCCCUGACUUGCAUGCACUGGGUGGUUUGGUAGAUGUUUGGGGCUUUGCUGCGAAGCAAAAGAAAUAUCUUUUGUCACUUUUGUCGGAGUUUGAUUCUGCUGCUGAAGCAGAAGAAGCAGCAGUUGCGAAAGAAGAAAUAAAAGAGUUGGAGGAUAAAAUGGAAAUACUCCAAAGCCAGAUUGUUGAAGAGUGUUUGUUUGGGGGAGAAGAAGCUGCUGCUGCUGACACUGCUGUGGUGGAAAUGCUGCGGCUCUACUGCGAACACAUGGGCUGGAGGGUCAAGGAGGGGGGCCCCCUAGCAGCAACUGUUAGGGGCCCCCGCUGCUUCUGUUAUUUGCUGCUGGAGUCUGGGGUCCACAGAGUGCAGCGAGUGCCCCGCACAGAAGCCCAACCAGACCAAGAAGUUGUGAUAGACGAGCGGGAGCUGCUGGUGCGCACGGCGAGGUCUUCGGGGGCUGGAGGUCAAAACGUGAAUAAGGUCGAAACUGCUGUAGACCUGCUGCACAUCCCCUCCGGCAUUCGCGUCUUUUCGCAGCAAGAAAGGACUCAGGCUCAAAACAAGAAAGUGCUGCAGGGCCAAAGACACCAAAAGAUCCGCAGCUAUAAUGCCAAAGCUGGCAGAGUUAAUGACCACAGGCUGGGGGCCCCCCGCAGCUUUUCUUACAAGCAGCUGCUGCUGCAGGGGCAGCUGCAGGAGCUGCACUUGCUGCUGCUGCUGCAGCACGCCAGACACAGGCUGCAGCAGCACCUGCUGCUCCUCACCCAGCAGCAGCAGCAGCAGCAGCAGCAGCAGCAGCAGCCCACGCAGAGUCCGGCUAGCUCUGCCGCUGCUGCGCAGCUCUCGCAAACAUAG